AUGGGGUUAAAUGUCGAGUAUUCCUCACCAUGCUCUUCAAGUCAGCGUAGAGGUGGUUCAAGAGAGAAAGCCAAGGUCUUCCGCCUCUUUGGCAGGGAGAAGUCCGUUCACCACGUCCUCGGCGGUGGCCAAGCUGCUAAUUUGAUUCUAUGGAGGGACAAGAUCUCAGUUGGAAUACUCGUUGGUGCCACUGCUAUUUGGAUUCUAUUCGAGUUCGUCAGCUACCAUCUACUUCCUUUAAUUUCCCAUGGCCUCAUCAUCUCUUUGCUCACGCUCUUCCUGUGGUCGAAGGCCUUGACGUUUAUUAACAAAUCUCCGCCGCACAUUCCAGAGGUGAGGAUACCUGAGGACCAAAUUGUGACUCUCUAA
Zingiber officinale is the source of this 369-nucleotide messenger RNA. RefSeq names its product reticulon-like protein B1. The transcript is spliced from 4 exons. Lineage: Eukaryota; Viridiplantae; Streptophyta; Magnoliopsida; Zingiberales; Zingiberaceae. The record is from RefSeq and is a predicted model, not a curated record. The coding region runs from base 1 to 369 and encodes 122 amino acids.